GAGAGAAAGUGUAGAGAGAGAGAGAGAGAGAGAGAGAGAGGGGGCCAUGUACCGUUGGGUCUCGUGAAGAAAAAGGAAGGAAGGAGGCUUCACUUCGAGAUCUGCAUCCCCCUCUGUCUCUCCUUUUUUCUCCUCCCGCACUGGUCCGCUUCAUUCCCAGCAGAUGAUAAAGAGAUGGGGAAAGGGAAGAACUGGUUUUCCUCUGUGAAGAAAGCACUCAGCCCCGACUCGAAAGAGAAGCGAGAAUCGAAAUCUAGUAAAUCGAAGAAGAAAUGGUUCGGCAAGCAGAAAGACCUUGUAUCCGAUCUGAACUCCCCCGUGACGGUGGCGGAGCCGCCACCUCCGCCACCUCCGCCACCUCCGCCACUUCCUCCUCUGACCGAAGAAGUCAACUUAACAGACGGGGCGAAGGAAGAAAGCGGCCAUGUUCAGGCCGUUCCGAUAGUUGCUGAUUCCAGUUCAAAUUCGGCUGCAGAGGCUGUUAGAUCAAGUUACCUCGUUCAGUUCGCUGGCAAAUCAAAGGAGGAAGCAGCGGCAAUUAAGAUUCAGAAAUCGUUCCGAGGAUAUCAGGCAAGAAGGGCAAUGCGAGCUUUGAGAGGGCUAGUCCGGUUGAAGUCAUUGGUUGAAGGGCCAACAGUCAAACGCCAGGUUGCAAGUACCCUAAAGUGCAUGCAGACUCUAUCUCGUGUACAGUCUCAGAUCCAUUCUAGGAGGAUCAGAAUGUCAGAGGAGAAUCAAGCUCUUCAGAAACAACUCUUGCAGAAACGUGCAACGGAGUUGGAGAAUCUCAGGCUUGGGGAAGAAUGGGAUGAUAGUCUGCAGUCAAAGGAGCAAAUUGAAGCGAAGCUUCUGAAAAAAUUUGAGGCAGCUAUGAGAAGAGAGAGGGCACUUGCUUAUUCAUUCACUCAUCAGCAAAGCUGGAAGAAUCCGUCAAAGUUGACAAAUCACAUGUUCUUGGAUCCAAGCAAUCCCACGUGGGGUUGGAGUUGGUUGGAACGUUGGAUGGCUGCCCGACCUUGGGAGGGCCGGAGCACUACAGAGAAAGAGCCCAGCAACGACCUGAAAACUAGCAUCUCCGGAGGGGAAGUUACCACAUCUUAUGCUCGCUACCAACUCAAUCUGGAUAAACAUUCUCCAACAGCCAGCCAGAAGUCUAGCCAGACAAACGGCUUCCAGUCCCCUUCAACUCCAAAGCCAGCCUCAAAGCCAGCCUCAUCAGUAAUCUCUCGCAAACUGAAGCCAGCUACUCCAAAGAGCAGUGCCCGAGUUGCAGACGAUGACUCUGAAAGCAUGGUGAGCAUGCAGUCUAGUAUUAAUAGAAGGCAUAGCACAGGAGGGCCGUUGGUUCGAGAUGACGAGAGCCUGGGAAGCUCCGCCUCAGUUCCUAGUUACAUGGUAGCCACUAAGUCUGCAAGAGCCAAGUCCCGGCUGCAGAGUCCCUUGGGGAUAGAGAAUAACGGGACCCCGGAUAAAGGAACCGCUGGACCUGUAAAGAAACGUCUCUCUUUCCCACCUUCACCGGCCAAGCCGAGGAGGCAUUCGGGUCCUCCAAAGCUCAACAGCAGCAUUGUCUCUGAGAGUAGCGUGACCACUGGAGGGGCAAGCUAAAGCUAAAGCCGGAGUCUCAAUAAAAUGGAAAGAUACUUGAAGAAAAUUGGGAAUGCAAAGUCACGGCUCAUCACAUCACAUUGAUUUCUUUAUUGUAAUCGUGGGAAAAAUAUUGUUUGAUUGGAAAGUUUCGUACCUCGGGUUGGGUUAGUUGGUGGGAGAUCCCUUAUUUGUUAUUAUUUGUUCACACGUUUGACAUACUUUCCUAAUGGUCCGGUUCUUGACAUCGUGAUGAGUGCAAUGAACCGGACUGCCAUUGUCAAUGUCCUGUUUACCCAGAGAGUGAUGUGUUCUCACAGUUGAAUCGAAUAAUUUGUCUAUGUUUUCUCCAGGU
Eucalyptus grandis is the source of this 1942-nucleotide messenger RNA. RefSeq names its product protein IQ-DOMAIN 1. The record is from RefSeq and is a predicted model, not a curated record. The transcript has 6 exons. Lineage: Eukaryota; Viridiplantae; Streptophyta; Magnoliopsida; Myrtales; Myrtaceae. Bases 175 to 1608 code for a protein of 477 amino acids. Gene Ontology annotation, molecular function: protein binding.